AUGAAAUCCUUCAAUCCAUCAUCCAUCAAGGAUGCUCUUCUACGUUGGUGUCAAUACAAACUUAAAAAUUAUCCGGUGAAUAUAUCAAACUUUUCCUCAUCUUGGGCAGAUGGCAUGGCAUUCUGUGCUUUAAUUCAUCGAUUCGCUCCUGAAUCAUUCGAUUUUAAUAUGUUGAACCCCAAAAAUCGACGAGCCAACUUUGAAUUGGCUUUUAAAGUAGCCGAGAAACGACUGAAUUUCAGAGAUCACGGAAUAGUUCCUCUUCUUGAAGUCGAAGAUAUGUUAAUAAUGGGCGAUCGACCUGAUUGGAAGUGUGUUUUCACAUAUGUUCAGACAUUUUAUAAGGAAUUCAAAAAUCGGCCAUAA
This is a messenger RNA of Dracunculus medinensis (Guinea worm), 366 nucleotides long. NCBI's taxonomy places the organism in Eukaryota, Metazoa, Nematoda, Chromadorea, Rhabditida, Dracunculidae. The record is from the annotation of a GenBank genome assembly.